AUGAUAGACUAUAGGUUUUCGGGAGUUUCGCCAUCGAAUUACUCGCAAACGGCUUCAAAUCUUGAUAUCUUAAACAUGAAUAGCCAUGAUGAAAGGAGAAUUUUCCCAGUAGAUGCCCAAGGGAACAAUGCUUCUUCUGUACUAAACUCCAGCAGCUCCACCAUUAAGAUUGAUUCAUUAUGUAUCAAACUUGGCUUUCUCAAGGAGAAGGGUGAUGCUGAAAAAUGUAGCCAUUUUUCUAUAAGAGGUUAUGUUUCUGGGAUGCGUGAAAGAGGUAGAAGCAACUUCCUACCUUUUGCUGAAGCACUUCCUCCUAUGGAAGUCCCAAAUUUUAAAUAUUGGCUUUGUCAAAGUUGUGUGCAUAACUGUGGAAAUGCAAAUACCUCACAUGAGACUCCAGUAGUCUCUGUGUGUGAUCAAAGUAUGAUCCGAUCAUGUGCAACGUCUUUCCCUCAACAAGAUUGUGGAGUAGCAGUGCUCCCUUUUGGUGAAGGCACUUCAGGUCUUAAAUCUAUUGAUAAUACGAAAGAUGAUGAUGAUGAUGAUGAAAAUGUCCUUCCUGCUUUUGGAGUCAAUAAAAGUCAACACUGUCAAGAAAUCCCUGUUGAUAACGCGGUUCCUAAAGAAGCAGUUAAAGUCAGUGACACGAAUGUUGCUUCAGAGGCAAAUGCAGGUUUAUUAUGUGGGAAAGAGAGCAAUGAUGAGUAUCAACAGCAAGAUAGUGUAGUAAUAGAGACAAUAACUGGUGUUGUUGGAACUCCAAUCAAAUCCAGUCAGCAAAAUGAUCAAUCAAAUGGACAUACAAGACGAAAGGCUCGUAAAGUGCGUUUGUUGAAGGAGUUGCUGUGUGGAAAUAAUGAAAUCCAGCAAAAAGAAAAGGAAAUUUCUAAUGCUGAAUUGGAUCCAAAACCAUGUAAUCCAUUGCCAACGUCUUCCUUGAUCAAAAGGAAAGUGCCACAUGAUCAAGAUCAGAUACCUGUUGAUAUAACAACUCCUGUGAAUGCUUGUAAAAAAGCAAAAACCUUUAAAGGGAAUGCAGUUGCAGUUGCAGUUGCAAAAACCACCAUUGUUGAUCAACAUUCUAAACAUCCAGAAGCCACUGAAAAUACACCAAACGAUAAUAGGACUCAGAAGAACUCCAUUAAUUUUGGUAAGGUCAGUAGUGAUCCAGUAACUGCAUGGAGGUCAAUAUUCAGUGAUAUGACUAAAACAGACAAUCAUGUUACUACUACUGCCACUGGUGCUUGUAAACCAUCUUGUGAUAUCUCAAAAGAUAGAGGAAGCGGACCCCACUCAAACUUCAUGGCCCCACCACAUCCGGAGAAAAAGAUCAAUUUUUCUAUAAAUAUGUCAAGAAAUCCUCUCAAAAGUAAAUCUUUUGGAGAGGAAUUGUAUUCUAGGAGAGCAAAUGUAGAUGAUUGUUCUAGACCAAAAGAUCCCAAGGCACAUCCGGAGAAAAAGUCGAAUUUUUCAAUAAAUAUGUCAAAAGAUCCUCUCAAAAGUAAAUCUUUUGGAGUGGAAUAUAAACCCAGAGCAAAUGUAGAUGAUUGUUCUAGACCAAAAGAUGGCAAGUCAGAAACAGAAUUAGGACUUAAUCUUUCUUUAAAUCACGACCCACAAACACCGAAUCAUCCUCUCACCAAAGAUAAUUAUAGAAAAGAUAAUUUGUUCUUUGGGGAUUUGAGAUCAAGAAUUCAUAAUUGGAUUCCAUAUGAUUCAAAAUCAAAAAAGGGAAUAGUUCAUGAUGUCAGCAAGGGACAUGCUACUAAACCAGUACUUUUUCAGGAGCAGCGACCCUAUACAUAUGGAAGUUGCUCUGGGCAUCAGAAAUUGGAUUUCUCUGAUCCACACAAGAGGAAAAAUGGAGUUAGAGGAUACUCAGAUGUAAUGGGGCCUUAUAAUCAUCAAAGAAAAGGACCAAUGGUGAUGUUGGGGAGAUCAGAUGAAACUGAAGUUGUUGAACUCAUGGCAAAAAAUCAAUACGAGAGAAACUUAUGUGAAGCUAGAAGUAGUAGCAAUAACACUUUCAUACCAAAUGUAUCAGGUUUACAUAAUAUCAACAUUCACAAACGUAUGACAUCAUCAUCAUCAUCAUCAUCAUCACAUCAAGACAAUCUCCACCCUUCAACGAGUGAGAAAUCCAAUACGGGUCCCACCACCAUGAGAAAUCAAGCUUCUGGAUUCAUCAAUCAACAGCCACCUCCUGACUUCAAUGUGUUUGAUGGAAAUUGGAGACUCAAUAACUCGCGUUACAGUUGUAUACCAAUACCAAAGAAGAAAAAGAAAACUCCACCCCUUGUCUCUUACCAGUUUCUUAACAUGCCAAAUGGAUAUACAAAAUGCUCAGAGAAAGAUAAUCAAAAGGGUAUCAUGGAUUUGGAUCUGAAUGUUGUGGCUCCAAAUGUUAUUGAAGAACAAAACAGUUUCCAAUCUUUAAAUCCAACAUCAUCCAAACAACAUCAUCUGAAAAACAUACGUUCGUUAGAUUCUUCAUAUCCAAAUGAAACAAUCCCUGCGAUGCAAUUACUUAGUCUAAUGGAUGCAGGAAAGUCAAAUCAUCAGGUGAAUACUACAGAUGAAAGAAAGCUUCCAAAACCUCUUUCUCCUUGUUACACUCACAGCAGCUCAAACAUGAUCAAUGGAAAAACAAUACCAAUACCCAAUGUUCAGUUCCCAAAACCAAGACAACAGGAAUCUUAUGUUUUUCCUGUUCCAUGUCGUGUGAGUGAAGAUCGAAGUGAAGGUGUCACUUUAAGAGAGAGAAUCGAGCCAAUUGGGAAGGGGAGAAGGGAAAAUCAGCAACAGAAAAUGCUAAUGGAUCAAAAAGGCAAAAAAGAUUAUAAAGUUGAAGACAGUAAAGUUGUUAUUGCCUUUAUGGUUGACAGGUACUAUUCUCACAAAGCCGUAUAAAGUAAUGAUGAUGUAUUGACUUGUACAUAAUGCAGCAAAAAGUGCAUUUACUUCUGGAUUUUCAGCUGUAGAAAAGGCUUUAGGUUCCAUGUGCUCUACAGGCAAGAAUUCGGAUCUUUAGUUCAGAGAUCCAAAGGUCUUAAGGCGUGUUCUCAAAUUUAGAAUUAUAUGUAUAUGGUAUAGUAUAUAUACACCAACAAUACGCAAAUCUAAUAUGAAUGGUGUAAGGGAGGUUAUUUGUAGAAAGACUUACUUG
Messenger RNA from Lactuca saligna, 3166 nucleotides. NCBI's taxonomy places the organism in Eukaryota, Viridiplantae, Streptophyta, Magnoliopsida, Asterales, Asteraceae. The record is from the annotation of a GenBank genome assembly.